Dibothriocephalus latus is the source of this 1047-nucleotide messenger RNA. The record is from the annotation of a GenBank genome assembly. Lineage: Eukaryota; Metazoa; Platyhelminthes; Cestoda; Diphyllobothriidea; Diphyllobothriidae.
AUGGCAGAAGUUGCGGAUGACAACUGGGUGUUCCCACUCCCUCAUUCGGUCUACAUGCUCUACCCACAGGCGCUGGAUAUGAAGCAGGUGGUGGCGAAUAUAACUCACCGUCUACCCGUAUCAGAGGCCCCCAUUUUCAAUCAGACAAUCAGAUUCCUCAACGUCAGUUCGACGGUCUGCGUGCCGGAAAAAGAGGCUUUAGAACCUCUGGAUGCUAUUAUCAUGGUCAAAUCCGGUGUCUACAACUUUGCAGAUCGUGAACGUAUUCGGCAGACGUAUGCCCCGGAAGCUGUUCGUAAGGCCGGCCUCCGUGUAGCAGUUGUCUUCUCAGUAGGACUGCCUCGAAUCAGUGGAGGUCGGUUCUUCCAGCGCGACGGCUUCAAUAUCUCGCUGCCGGACAGAGCCGGCAAAUCACUGGAGGUGAUGCAAUCCGAAAGGCCGGAAGUUAUCAGACAGUUGACUGAAGAAGCCCAACUCCAUGGUGACCUUCUGCUGGGUGACUAUGAGGACACCUACUACAACCUCAGCCUUAAACUAUUCUACACCUUUCAAUGGGCUUCCAGCUUCUGUCGCGGGUACUUCACGCAGGACCAACAGCAGGUCCGACCUCCUGUCUUCAUUGUCCUCGACGAUGACUACGCCUUCAACGCAAGCGUUCUAAAGGCUGAACUGCGUAACCUCUCAGACACGGAGAUUCGACGAGUCACCUGGGGCAUACCAUUUAAUCAGAGCAAACUAUUUCGCUAUCCGUUCAACAAAAAGUAUGACAAAUGGGCACUGUCGAAACGCGAAAUGCCCUGGCCUCACCUUGCGCCCUACGCACCCAGCAUUUUCCUUGUUUUUGGAGUUGAUGUGUUGCGGGAGAUUGCUCUGGCCAUGUACUUCACUCGGCAGAUACCAGUAGACGAUGCCUGGUUAGGUCUCAUCAUGACGAAACUGGACCUCUACUUUGAACGCCGUCCACAUAUGUAUAAAUUUGUACCAAAAAAGGUGCAGAAGGAGGUGGUUCUGUCUGCUCCCUAUGAAUACCUCUACGGUUCAUUAUAA